Xenia sp. Carnegie-2017 is the source of this 847-nucleotide messenger RNA. RefSeq lists its product as uncharacterized. Bases 284 to 847 code for a protein of 187 amino acids. NCBI's taxonomy places the organism in Eukaryota, Metazoa, Cnidaria, Anthozoa, Malacalcyonacea, Xeniidae. The transcript is spliced from 5 exons. The record is from RefSeq and is a predicted model, not a curated record.
AAUACGAAAAUUUCGCUCCUUCAUUAAUUUAGCUUUCCUGCUUGCUGUUGCGUGCUCUCACAGUCGUUUUUCACAUGGUUAUGAUUGAUUCUUGAACCCUCACUCUCAUAAACCUCUUAAGAUGGCCUGCUGUGCUGAAGUGCAUUAAAGAGCUGAUUAAGUUUCAUGACACGUACGAGCACUGCCACUCAUAACAAAAACAACUGCGAUUGUUUUUACGUAAGAGUUACAUGCCUGCUCAUAGUAAGUAACGUUCAACUCUGCAAAUAUCAUAAAGCGAACUAUGGGUAUCUUUGAAAACUUAAUAUAUACUUGGGUAAUGUUCGUGGUCUUUGUUUUUGAAAUAAGCGAAAAGGUGAAUGGAAGAAACCAUGGAUUAGAUUUCGUGAAUGGGAGAUGGAAAUAUCCUGCAAUAGUUCCAGUCCUCAAGCAAGAAGUUGUCUCAAUUUAUGAUGAAAACUUCACUGACAUUCCGAAGGACAGGGAGCCAUAUUAUGUUAAAGUUCAACGAUGUGUCAUCGAAAAAGAUAAACUUCCUAAAUGUGUAGAUUGUUGGCCCCAACCUAUGACAUUUACAGAAGUCGAGAUUGUCGUUCCUGAUUUAAAAAACUACACAAAAUUCUACAAAUAUAUUGUAUAUAAUCACACUUCUUGUUACCUGGAAAAGAACAUGACAGCCGUGAACUUUAAUCUACACAAGAAUCUACCUUCAAACGAAAGUCAAAUGGACUUCUUGAAACAGAAUGCUUCAAAUGAUGAAAUGCGUUAUGGCAAACGACUCAUUCUCAAUUAUGCAGUUAUGUGCAAGGAAAUAGUCGAUAAGAACAUUCGGAUGACAAAACAAUAG